This is a messenger RNA of Cygnus olor (mute swan), 3237 nucleotides long. It is a transcript of the gene SYS1, whose product is annotated as SYS1 golgi trafficking protein. NCBI's taxonomy places the organism in Eukaryota, Metazoa, Chordata, Aves, Anseriformes, Anatidae. Bases 52 to 474 code for a protein of 140 amino acids. Gene Ontology annotation, cellular component: trans-Golgi network; Golgi membrane. The transcript has 4 exons. Gene Ontology annotation, biological process: Golgi to endosome transport; protein localization to Golgi apparatus; Golgi to plasma membrane protein transport. The record is from RefSeq and is a predicted model, not a curated record.
GCCGCUGCGGGGCGCUGCCCCCCGCCGCCCCGCGGCCCCAUCCGCCGUGAGAUGGCGGCGCAGUUCCGCAGCUACGUGUGGGACCCGGCGCUGAUCGUGGCGCAGAUGGUGCUGCUGCAGGCCGGCUACUACAGCUCGCUCGGCCUCUGGCUCGCCCUCCUCGGCGCCCUCGGCAGCACCCGGCCCUCCCUGCACCAAGUCUUCAGCGACGAGAUUUUAGGCUUCUCAACCCCACCUGGGAGGCUCUCCAUGAUGGCUUUCAUCCUCAAUGCACUCACCUGUGCUCUGGGGUUGCUGUACUUCAUCCGAAGAGGAAAGCAGUGCCUGGAUUUCACAGUCACAGUUCACUUCUUCCAUCUUCUGGGCUGCUGGAUUUAUAACUCGCACUUUCCCUCAACUCUGACAUGGUGGCUGGUGCACAUCGUCUGCACAGCGCUCAUGGCUUCCUUCCAGUCACAUUCAGCCCAGACAUAAAUAAACUGGUGCUUGGUCUUCCAGUAGGUGCCAGUAUCUCCUUCAGAAACGAGAUCCAUGUGAACGAUCACAGCACACAGCACAGAGCAUGCUCUGCCUCGGGGCUGCCGAACACUGGCUCGCUCUCAUCAGUUGUAUUUUAAGACUCUUUCAGGGUCAUUUUGUCCUCUCCUGCUUUUUGUUGUUAGUAUUGAGAAGGAACGUCCCAGCCCUGCGCAGGGAAGGUUUGCAGGUUUAAUUCAAGGCUGAAUACCACACCAAAUCCCAGUGUUCCUUAGGGAUGAUCUCCAGGCAACUGUGGAACAGAGGACUGGGUGAAUGAAUAUAAGUGAGCAUACAUAAAGGAGAGGAGAGAAGUCACAUUAGUCCCAUUUUUUAAAGGGGAACGGACAGCAGAUCCCAGGGUUGCUGUGAGACUGUGUUAAAGAGGUGCUAGCUUUGUUCCCCUGGAGGAACAGGGAUGAAGACUUUAGACCAAGGAACACACUUACCUCCUUACUUUCUGUAUGCAUAAGAUAUGCUUCGACUGCUUUUCAGAGACUUCCUUGCAGGGGGAUCCGAAGUUUCAGUGCAGCUUUGUAUCUGGGGACACUUGGGUAGAGCAAGGACACAAGACGACUUGCCAAACCUGGAUCCAACACCAAGGCUGUGGGACAUCCAGCACGCUGCACUAGCAUGAAGCAUGCUGUAGGAUUAGAGGUGCUUUCUUUAAGCAGGCUCCCUUUGAGGGAUCAAUCUGUACAGUGCUUUUUAUUUUAUAAAGGAAAUCUACCGUAGCUGUCCUAGUCAUAGGGGAAGUUCUGCAAAAAAUUAAAUACUAGUUGAGGAGAAAACCUCUGAAAUUCAUCACUCCCAUAUUGUGAAACCUAAUUAUCACUUGUGUGCAUUGUCAGGUCUCCGCAGCACCUUUGGCUUUAAAAAAUUCUGCUGCUCCAUACCUGAAUGGUGGCAGAUGGUCUUUGUUUCUUAAUGAAUUUUCUUUUUUGUGUGUGUGCAAUGGAGUUGGAUUUGCUUUCAGGGAAGAUUUUCCCCAACACCUGCUCUUCUUAGAGACAGUGAUAGUAUCAACUAGCUAUCUGCACCCAAGGUUUGCAAAAAGGUCUCUGGGUUCUUGGAGAUCUCUGCUGCAACUUCUACAUUUUUCCCCCCUCCAAAGCCAUUUAAAAGUACAAAAUUUUAAGAGAAGAUGCCAAAUUCAAAGAGAAGUUAAGGAAGGGUAAUUAUGAGGGGCUUAUUUGUUUCCCUAAAGAUGAAUCAGGUGCAGUUUCUGGAUUCAAAAGACUCCAGCCUUGGCUGCAUGCAAUACUCACCUCCUCAGCUUUCCCCUGCUGCAAACAACAGGCUGGAAGAAAGGUAAUGGGGGAAGGGGAGACUGGAUCAAGCAACAUACACUGCUGGAGCAGAAUAGAAAGGAAACCAAAACAGCCGAGUGGUUCAGUCCAGGCUCUGCAGUGCUCUGGUUUAGCCUUUCUCCCCCGCGUAUCGUCAGGCUUUGUGCCAGCAAUGCUCAGUACAUAAGUGGUGGCUGCAGAAAGCCUGUUUAACCUUGCACUGAAGUGCUGUCUGAACACCGGCUGCUCCUCACCAACUUACAACUUGGAAUGUGCCUCCAUCCAUUCCUUCCCUCCUGGAGCUGAAGGAUAGGUGAUAGAGCAGGUAAGAGAGCACAGGCGUGCCAGGAGAGGAAUGUGAGCUGUCAUUAAAGAGCCCUGAACCACUGUUCCCUUACUGAAAACACCACAAGUGCCUUGAUAAGUGGCCAGUCUGUGCAAACAGCCAAAGUGAUGUACUUAGGGAAGUCAGACUGAAAUACCCUGUUAGUUAAACAUGGACAAUUCAGAUCUGAUGAAAGACAGCUGGGUCCCGUAAUUAGAACAUGUAGUUCACAGCCACAUCCAGCUGUUGAGCCCUAAUUUAGGGCAUGAUGAAACCAGCUCUUUCCCCAUCCAGGAGCAGCAGCACCACAUGGGGAGCACACUGGAGCAGCAGGAAGACCCAGCAAGGCUCACGGUGCUCUUCUUAGCGAGGGGCUGGCCCCAGACCUUCACAGGAACAGGCCCAUGCUGUGUCUCCAGCUCCCGUGACCCUGUGCAGUAAGGCAGGGCACAGAGCUUCAUCAGCAUCCUUAAAGCACAGCUACCUCAUACUGCCCAGUAUCUGAGUUUUUAUAGCACACCCAGGAGUCACACGCAAGCACCCCUCUGUCGAAAAUACUUUUUAUGCUUGUACCAAAGCCGCAAAGGAAGCUAGAAGACACUGCUUUCAAACAAGAUGCAGGACAAAGAGCCUCAGCCUCUACAACAAAAUUUAAUUCUCUGGAAUUACACACAGUUACCCACAGAGCUGCUUACAGGUACCAUUGGGAAAAGCUGUAAAGCAAAAGAGUUGCCAUAAAUAAUUUUAUAUAUUUUUUUUUUUAAAAGGUAGCUUGGCAUCCCUUUUCCUCACAAGUAUUUUUUCCUUUCUGUUUCCUUAGAAAAGGGAUUUACACAUAACACAGGAGUUACUCAGGAGUCCAGAUGUGUGCUAGUGAAGAAGUCAUGCACCUGUGAUUGUUCUUCAGUGGGUUUUCAAAGUGUCCUCAAAGACAGAUGGCCAGUACCGCUAUGCUUUUGGCAGGACAUACACCAUCCCCAGCACCUCACAAAUACCAGUGUGAAAAUUCCCAUCUAAUUUUCAGUGCCUAAGUCAAAAAAAUCUGAGGAGUUGAUCUGGUGGAAACAGACAGCUACACUCACAGGUUUCCAUCCAUAGAAGAGUGCA